GACCCACGUGUAAACAUGCAAAGGCCAAUCAAUCCUCCUCUUUUGCAUUUACUUCGCUUUUUCUUGUUGCAAAAAUAUCUGUGUUCUGCUCCUUCCGUACUCAUUACAGCGAUGACUACUUUAUUUAUAAAUUCCGAUUUCACGGAUAUGAGUUAUUGCUUUCGACUCAUUUGAAUGCCCAGGAGAGGAUCCAUCCGUGGGCUGUACCUCCACCCGGGGGUUAGAUUUGUGUCAUCAUUGACCCGGGUUUAACCCUUUUUCAGUUCAAAAAAAAAAAAAUUGCAGAAAUUCCGAUUUCACAUGUUCGUUUAAUAUUAUAUAUAGUCAAUAACUAGUCAUCUUGGUGCGUUUCUAAAAACUAGCAAGAGCAAGAGGGAAGAAACAUGAGUCCGUGCAAAAGAAAGAAAGAGGAGGAACCAGUUGCUGGUGAUGCUGUUGUUUGUCACAAACCACAAAGAAAGGGGAAAGAGCAGGAGGAGUGUUCAAGAAACGGAGAAGCGACGACGUCCACUGGACUUGUCUCUUACCAAGACUUUAAUUCAUCUGUAGAGCCUCGAGAAACAUGCAAGGGAAAGAAAGAUGUAGUAGAAGCAGUUUCUGCUCAUGUUUCUUGCGGAAUCACCAGUAAGACCCCAGAAAGACCUAGGGAGAGUUACAAGAGAACACGUUUCAAGAAUGGCGAAACUCUUAUGGAAAGAGACAGAACAGAUCAACAACCCAUUUCAGUUCCUCCAGGGAUGAAGGAAUGUGAUGCAGAACCGACGGUUAUAACCACUGGAACAGCAAGCAAAGCAACUUUAGGACCAUCCAUUGGUGUUUUCGACAUUGGUGUCAAUAAAUAUGCUUACUUCUUCCAGGUUGCUUUGCCUGGUGUCUGCAAAGAUUCCGGUGAAUUCAGCUGUGAGAUUGAGUCAGAUGGAAAGGUUAUACUGGAGGGAUCAACCACUACAGGAUGUAAAACGAUAAAGAGGCAUUCUCGGGUUUUCAAGAUGAGUAUCCAGAAGCUGUGUCCACCUGGAUCGUUCAAGCUGGCCUUUAGCCUCCCAGGACCAGUUGAUCCGCGUCUAUUCUCUCCUAACUUCAGAUCAGAUGGUAUCUUCGAGGCUGUUGUCAUCAGGCAGGAAAACUCUAUCUAGAACCAGAGAGGUCACUUCAAGCGGGGGAACACAUUAGAUCUCUUAUAGAUCUUUUAAUGUGGCUAUAGAAGCUAGGCCCAAAUCAAACAUCUUGUAUGGACAUAUCUCUCACUCUUUUUGUUUUUGGAGGUGACGCAUGAUAUGCUUUGAUCACUCGAUUUUU
Raphanus sativus (radish) is the source of this 1299-nucleotide messenger RNA. RefSeq names its product increased DNA methylation 3. Bases 384 to 1136 code for a protein of 250 amino acids. Gene Ontology annotation, cellular component: nucleus. The transcript is spliced from 4 exons. The record is from RefSeq and is a predicted model, not a curated record. Lineage: Eukaryota; Viridiplantae; Streptophyta; Magnoliopsida; Brassicales; Brassicaceae.